Molecule: messenger RNA, 276 nt
Organism: Protopolystoma xenopodis
Lineage: Eukaryota; Metazoa; Platyhelminthes; Monogenea; Polystomatidea; Polystomatidae
Source: the annotation of a GenBank genome assembly
AUGUGUCAAUGCACUAACACGUGGCAAGCACACGCCGUACCAGCACAACUCUUGUCCGAGUCCCGUUUGGCGCUUGAAACGGCUCUUCCCUCCGGUCCAGUCCAGUUCGGCACGAAGUGGUUUUGCGGUUUUGUGAAAAGUCAACUACCAACACCUCUUCCGACCUCGACUUGGUACAGCUUUCGUGGCUCUUGGCGCUCCUCGCCUCGCACCAGCCGCGUCAACGCCCAGCCACUUGAGCCUGGACCACUUUGUGCCGCACGCCUGUUGCCAUGA